Messenger RNA from Penicillium arizonense, 864 nucleotides. RefSeq lists its product as uncharacterized. NCBI's taxonomy places the organism in Eukaryota, Fungi, Ascomycota, Eurotiomycetes, Eurotiales, Aspergillaceae. The coding region runs from base 1 to 864 and encodes 287 amino acids. The transcript has a single exon. The record is from RefSeq and is a predicted model, not a curated record.
AUGUUUCAACUAGAUUGGCGUCGUUUACAAGGCACUCGAAUCCUCAGACUCCAGAACAUGGAUCACCCAAGCUUGCAUUUCACAAACCCUGCACAGAAUUCAGAAUCAGCGGAAACAAGUCAAUGUACCCCCGUCAGAGGAGAGCUUGGUACCGACUGUGUUCAGCAGGUAUCAAGCGAGCUCGAAACCCCGGAUGGGCCCACUACCAAUCGGACACAAGCGUCUGAAAUUUGCACUAGCAACUUAACGGCAUGGGACUCAGGGGUGUCGGGUGCCAAUGAAGGACGUCCAAGUGGCUCUCAGAAUGUUGGAACCGCCUUUCAGGAUUCUGCGAGAAUGUUUGCACAGAUUGACCAAGAGAGGACGCACUUCAACCCUACGACGAGCGAUGAAUUUUUCAGUCUAUUUCCAAAUCCCCAGCUCGCCAACCCUGCGGCGCAGAUGGAGCAGGAGAGGACGCACUUCAACCCUACGACGAGCGAUGAAUUUUUCAGUCUAUUUCCAAAUCCCCAGCUCGCCAACCCUGCGGCGCAGAUGGAGCAGGAGAGGACGCACUUCAACCCUACGACGAGCGAUGAAUUUUUCAGUCUAUUUCCAAAUCCCCAGCUCGCCAACCCUGCGGCGCAGAUGGAGCAGGAGAGGAUGUAUCUCGACCCUACGACGAGCGAUGAAUCUUUCAGUCUAUUUCCAAAUCCCCAGCUCGCCAACCCUGCGGCGCAGAUGGAGCAGGAGAGGAUGUAUCUCAACCCUACGACGAGCGAUGAAUUUUUCAGUCUAUUUCCAAAUCCCCAACUCGCCAACCCUGAGGCACAAAUCGGUUCUGCGAGAUGCGAGCCUCUUUAUUCGCGCAACGUCUCAGCUUGA